This is a messenger RNA of Mugil cephalus (flathead mullet), 1863 nucleotides long. RefSeq names its product serpin peptidase inhibitor, clade E (nexin, plasminogen activator inhibitor type 1), member 3 (gene serpine3). The record is from RefSeq and is a predicted model, not a curated record. Gene Ontology annotation, molecular function: serine-type endopeptidase inhibitor activity. Lineage: Eukaryota; Metazoa; Chordata; Actinopteri; Mugiliformes; Mugilidae. The coding region runs from base 415 to 1677 and encodes 420 amino acids. Gene Ontology annotation, biological process: negative regulation of endopeptidase activity. The transcript is spliced from 9 exons.
UCUGCCCGGUUUGGGAUUUGCUGGUCGGUGACAUGCCUCCCUCCGCCUGGCUCCUUAUAGCCCCCGGGGGAGGCAGGAAUCCCGGACGAGUGGUACGGACAUCGCCGACGGAGACCGCAAACACGGAGCGGAGCGUUCCCCUUUAAACACGGUCUCAUGACUGCAGGCUGCAGGAGGACUGAACCGGAGACUGACAGCUGAGCAGCUGAGGGGCGACUCAGGGACAAGAAGCCGGGACCAAGGGACUGGAGACAGGAACAGAGCUGCACCCCCUGCAAAAAGGCUGAAUGGUUGGUGACAGCCGCAGACAACAGCUGGAGUUAAACGGAUACUACCUCACCUGUGCGCAGGAUUUUGUCAUUUGGGCCAUCUGUUGCACCCUGUGGACGCUUCCUCUCCUGCAGCACUGAGGACAUGUGUCGUCUGCCCUUCGCGGCUUCACUCCUCGUUUGCUUCUGGCUGGUGGAGAGAAGCCACUGCAAUGGCAGCCUCCAGGACGGCAUGAGAGAGCUGCACAGCAGGUUCGCCGUCGGCCUCUACCGGACGCUCACCGGGACGGAGAACGACUCCAAUCUGAUCGUGUCACCGGUGAGCGUCUCUUUGUCUCUGGCGCUGCUGCAGCUCGGUGCCAGGGGCAACACGCUGGCUCAGCUGGAAGGAACUCUGGGAUAUAAUGUGAACGACGCCCAGGUACAAGACUUCCUGUUGCACUCGCACGGCGACAUUAGCAACACCAGCCAGGCUACGUGGCUGCAGCAGACCUGCACGUUGUUCAUCCAGAGCGGCGUCCGGCUCCUGACUGAGUUCACGCAGCACGCAGCGGCCUGGGCCAACACCAGCGUGGUCCGAGCCAACUUCAGCCAACUCAGUCACGGUCGCAGCCAAGCGGAGCGAGCGGGACACAGCCACGAUGAGUCGUGGCCCCUCCAGGCGGGAAGCAGCAGCGGGGAGCUGUCGGGCUCAGGCGAGGCCCAGGCGGAGGCCGUGUGGUGGGGGCACAGGCUGCAGGUGGCCCUGGUGAACACGGUGGCCUUCAGGGGCGUCUGGCAGAAACAGUUUCUGUUCACCAACACCCAGAACCUGCCCUUCAUGCUUUCUGAUGGCAGCGUCAUCAAGGUGCCCAUGAUGUAUCAGGCGUCAGAGGUCAGCUUCGGUCAGUUCAGGACGGCGUCGGACCAGCGCUACACUGUGCUGGAGCUGCCGUACCUGGGCCGCUUCCUGAGCCUCCAGGUGGUCCUGCCCAGCGAGAAGAAGACGCCACUGUCCACCCUGGAGUCUCAGCUCACCGCGCGCCAGCUGGCCUCCUGGGACACGGGCCUGCGCAGGACCAAGAUGGACAUUUUCCUACCCAGAUUCAGGAUGCAGAACAAGUUCAACCUGAGGUCAGUGCUUCCUGCUAUGGGCAUCAGUGACGCCUUUAACCCGACAGCAGCCGACUUCACUGGGAUAUCAGUGGAGGAGGGUCUUUAUGUGUCCGACGCUUUCCACGAAGUGAGGAUGGAAGUCACAGAGGACGGGACCAAGGCCGCCGCUGCUACAGCUAUGGUGCUACUGAAACGAUCCCGUGCUCCUGUUUUCAAGGCAGACCGGCCGUUCUUAUUUCUCCUGCGACAGAUCAACACAGGAUCCAUCUUGUUCAUGGGCCGAGUCGUGAACCCAUCAGACCAAACCCCCUGAGGCUCUUACAUCCAUCCACACACACACACACACACACACACAAAAACAACUUUUUCAUUUCACUACUGGUAUUUAUUUGUGGACCAAAAGGAGGGUCCACGGACAUUUCUGGAAGAGGGACAUUAUUAUUUUUCUUUUUUUUUUGUUGUUGUACAUAUGUAAAUAAAAUUUUAAUACGUUUUUACA